Molecule: messenger RNA, 3085 nt
Organism: Anolis sagrei ordinatus
Lineage: Eukaryota; Metazoa; Chordata; Lepidosauria; Squamata; Anolidae
Biological process (GO): acrosome reaction; proteolysis
Molecular function (GO): serine-type endopeptidase activity
Source: RefSeq, a predicted model, not a curated record
AUGACGAAGCGAUGCCAGGAGGCCCAGCUCAGGAUGGCAGCCCCGGCCGGGCUCCUCCUGGCCACACUGUCCUUCCUUCGCUUCACGGGGACGCACGGCUACGAUCCGGAGACCUGUGGGAAGCGUCCCCUGGCGCCCUCGUAUGCGGGCAGCAUGCGGAUCGUGGGCGGCGUGGACGCGGUGCCCGGAGAGUGGCCCUGGCUGGUGAGCAUCCAGAUCCCCUCCAAGGAGGGGACGCGGCACUCCUGCGGAGGGUCCCUCCUGGCCAACAGCUGGGUCCUCACCGCCGCCCAUUGCUUCAAGACCAAGAGGAGGUCCUUGGGUCAGUGGCGGAUUGUGUUGGGCAGCACGGACCUUGCAGAGAUACUGGACACUGCGGAGCUGCGCUCGGUGAAGAAGGUCAUCCUUCACCGGGAUUACAAUCCACGCAACGAGGCCAACGAUGUGGCGCUCAUGGAGCUGGACACCCCUGUUGCCUUCAGCGACUACGUGCAGCCGGCCUGCCUGCCCCGCAUCACAGAUGAGAAGACCACCUACGCCAGCUGCUUCAUCAGCGGAUGGGGAACCACCUCCCAGAAUAGUGUGAAGACGUCAGAUGUCCUGCAGGAGGCCAAGGUGAACAUUCUGGAUGUCCAGAAGUGCAACAGCAGCGAGUGGUACAGCGGGGCCAUGAGUCCGCACACGCUGUGCGCAGGGUACGAGGAAGGCGGCAUCGACAGCUGCCAGGGAGACAGCGGGGGGCCCUUGAUGUGCAAGACGUCGGCGGAGUCGCUGUACUACGUGGUGGGCAUCACCAGCUGGGGCAAAGGCUGUGCCCAGCCCAACCGGCCCGGCGUCUACACCUCCACCAAGGACUACAUUGAGUGGAUCGUAGGCACGAUGUUGGAGGAGGAAGGGGGCCAGACCCAGGAAACCACAACGACACCUUCGGCCAGCACCCCUCUGGGUGGCAUCACACUCCUUCCUUCGAGCAGCGCUGCCACAGAGGACAUCUCUUCCACCUCAGAGCUGCCUUCAGAUGAACCCACCAGCUCAGAAUGGGCCACCAUGGCCCCCACAGAAAGGCCUGAGACCAUAGUAGAAGUGAGCAACAUCCCUCUCCCCAUGGAGACGUCUUCAGCGCUUUCCAACACCACACCGACCUCUUCGUCUACAAUGACCUCGACAGUGCGUACCACCCCAAGGCCACAAACCGUCGGGAACACCACCUUGGAAGACACGGAGCCGACUAUCAUCAUAGAGCCCCCCUUCAUUCCUCCCACAUAUGCGGCCCCGUUGCUAGAAGCCCCCUACCUCCCAUUGGAGCGGACGAUCACCUUGGAGCCCCCGUUCUUCCCCCAGGAAAUGGCUCCCACUGCAAUUGACCCGCCCUACAUCCCGAAGGAGGUCCCUCCCACCCCUCUUGAGUUACCCUUCCUCCCCCAUGAGGUCACCGUCACCCUUGAGUCCCCCUAUAUCCCCUCCGAGGAGCCCUACACUACACCUGAGCCCCCUUUUAUCCCUUCAUUACCCACCUACAUCACUCCAAGGCCGGAGUCUUCGGAGUCGCGGCCUUCUCUGCCGCCUCCCUACCUCCGCAUAGAACGGCCCCCUUACACCCUGGAACCCCCUUACAUUCCCCAGGAGGUGAUGCCCACUCCACCGCUGCGCACUCUGCCUACGACCAUCACCACCACCACCACCACCACUCAGAGGACACGUCACGAGACCUUGGAGCCCCCCUACAUGCCCCCGGAUACAGCCCCCACCAUACAACCCCCCUACAUCCCACCUGAGAACCCUGUCACCAUAGAGCCCCCUUUCAUCCCCUCGGAGACCACCAUUUCCCUGGAGCCCCCCUUCACCCCCUCGGAUACGCCGAUCACCUUAGAGGCCCCUUUCACUCCUCGUGAGCGCAGGAAGUACACCAUAGAGCCGCCAUUCACUCCCUUCGAAGUCGGUUACAGAUCCCCAGAGCCCCCCUACAUCCCCCCGGAGACAUCUACUAUACUGGAGCGCCCCUAUACACCCCCGGAAUCACGCUUCAAAUCCCCAGAGCCGCCCUACAUCCCCACGGAGUCCACAACCUCCGUGGAGGUUCCCUACAGGCCUCCAGAGCCUGGCUACACUCCCCCGGAGUCUCCCUAUGUCCCCAUAGAGAAGCCUAUCACCCUGGAGCGGCCCUAUACCCCUCCAGAACUCGGGUACACCUUUCCGGAGCCUCCAUACAUUGCUGGUCUCGAGCCAGAACACCCUCCAGGCAGGGAUAUAGAGCCUCCUUACAUCCCUCCAGAGAUUGGGGACUCGUCGGAGCCCCUCAAUAAAUACUCAAAGUACCCCUACCCUCCACCGGAGCCUCCGUACAUCCCCCCAGAAAGAGAAGAGCUGGAGCCAAACCUUUUGGGGCCACCCCUCCGUUACCGGAAGAGGCAGCGCACCUUGGAGUUCCCCUUCUUCCACCUGAAGACUGGGGCUCCGCUGCAGCAUCCAAUGGAGAGGCUUCGCCGGAAGGACAAGGAGAAAUACAACAUGUUACCCUACAAAUUUCCGGCACCCAUCGCCCUCCCAAAGUCUGCCAAGCACUACAUUCCCCGAAAGUCUCCUGUUAAAUUCUGGCCACGUUCCAAAUAGGAGAGUCUACUAGAUGGCUUGCCCAUGGACCUUCCUAGGUUGGCUCUCCUAGAUGUCUUUGGAUGGUAUGUUCCUCAAAAGCCCACAUAGAUGUCAGUGCCAUCUCUCUCCCAAAUCCCCAAAUUUUCAGAGACUCGGCAACAAAGCCAAGAAUGUCCAACGGAAGUGGUGAGGAGACCUGAUUUCUGGUCCAUGGCAGAUGAAAGACAUCUUCCGGACUGACCAGAAGGACUUCUUGGUGAGAACAAAGGGACCGAGAUGUUCCACUCUGCCUUCCACAGCUGUGUCACUUGCAGGCAUGGGACAAUGGGACAUAGAGUGAACUAUCCCUGUCUGCGUGGUUUCAUGGUUGGCCCUGGACCUUCCCAAUGGGUCAUUCAGAGCAGAAGGUGAGGAGAUAUCGGGAGAAGACCCACCUGAAUGGGAAUCUAUGCAGAGUAUCAUCAUUCUUCCACUUGGGUCUCGGCUGCAUUAA